Messenger RNA from Nasonia vitripennis (jewel wasp), 1517 nucleotides. It is a transcript of the gene MFS18, whose product is annotated as solute carrier family 17 member 9. The transcript is spliced from 9 exons. Lineage: Eukaryota; Metazoa; Arthropoda; Insecta; Hymenoptera; Pteromalidae. Gene Ontology annotation, molecular function: transmembrane transporter activity. The record is from RefSeq and is a predicted model, not a curated record. Bases 153 to 1463 code for a protein of 436 amino acids. Gene Ontology annotation, biological process: transmembrane transport.
ACCAGCGCUUCCGACUGUACGUCCAAAAAGUUACUAAGAGACAAAGCAGCCGAAAUUAUUUUACGAGCUAAUGUAAUGUCUCUGCACAUGUAUAUAUAUUAUAUACCUAUGUAUAUUAGUGCCAAGUGGCGCGCGCCGCUCGCACCCACCACAUGCAGAAUCGACGUAUUUUGACAACUGUGCUCAUGCCCCAUAGUUCUAAAUCAGUACAGACUCAUGACAGUAUUAAUUUACAUUGGACAAGAAAAGAACGCUUAAAAUGGAGUAUUAUAUUACUCAGCGGUACAUGUCUUGUCUAUGCUACAAGAACAUCUGUUCCUCUUCUGGUGCCCAUCAUUGGCAAAGAAAGAGAAUGGAGCAAAACAGACUCUGGAACUGUUCUAUCCAGUUUCUUUUGGGGCUACACAAUGACCCAAGUAUUAGGAGGAUACGUAAGCGAUCGAAUUGGAGGCCAACGGAUUAUGUGGAUAGCUGCAAUAGGAUGGGGAAUAUCAACAUUCUUAUUACCUGAUAUAAUCUCCCUUUUUUCAAAGGAUGAUGCCUACUCUAUAGAGACUAUAGCCUUUGCUAGAUUAAUUAAUGGAGCAUUCCAAGGGAUGCACUUUCCCAGUAUGAUAAGUUUGACCAGUCAACGAUUGAGCGAAGGAGAAAGAGCAUCUUUCUUCAGCUUGGUGACUUCAGGGUCAGCUUUGGGAACUCUGUUAACAGGAGUUCUAGGGUCCUAUGUUUUAGAAAGUUAUAAAUGGGACACUGUUUUCAGGCUUUUAGGAUGCAUAAGUGUUGCCUGGACGUUUGUGCUAAUUUAUUACUCUCUGUUGUUAAAUGGGCGAACAACAACUAACAAACAAUCAUCAAGCAACAAACUACCUAUAAGAGAACUUAUCACUAAAGCACCUUUCUGGUCUUGCGUGAUUGGACAUGCCUGUCAAAACAAUUGCUUUUUUAUCUUACUAUCGUGGAUGCCAACAUACUUUCAUGAUACUUUUCCCGAAGUCAAGAGCUGGAUUGUAAAUAUGGUACCAUGGCUUGCUUCAGUACCCUCUAUAUUUUUGGGAAGAGCCAUUUCUGAGAAACUUAUCAAGACUGGUUACUCGAUUACGGCAACGCGUAAAAUUAUACAAACGACUUGUUUUACUAUACAAGCGAUAAAUUUAUUGUUUUUAGCUGCAACAAAUUCAUCAGACAAGGCAAUUUUAUACGUUACUUUAAUAAUUGCUGGUUCUGGUUUUCACAAUAGUGCAAUUGUUGUAAAUCCUUCAGACUUGGCCCCAAAACAUUCAGGAAGUGUUUUUGGUUUCAUGAACACCAUUGGAGCUGUACCUGGAUUUUUGGGGGUUUAUUUUGCUGGACAUAUUUUACACCUAACACACAGCUGGGCUGUUGUCUUUCUUUACAUGUUUGUCAUUGAAAUAAUAGGAUGUGCAGUUUAUCUAAUUUUUGGUUCUGGUCAAGCAAUUUUGUAAACAACACUUUUAGCCGUAUAAAAAGUUUAUUAUUAAAGAGACUUUGACAUAUAA